Drosophila grimshawi is the source of this 1200-nucleotide messenger RNA. RefSeq names its product transcription factor Ouib. Gene Ontology annotation, biological process: regulation of transcription by RNA polymerase II. The record is from RefSeq and is a predicted model, not a curated record. Bases 1 to 1161 code for a protein of 386 amino acids. Gene Ontology annotation, molecular function: DNA-binding transcription factor activity; zinc ion binding; RNA polymerase II cis-regulatory region sequence-specific DNA binding. The transcript has 4 exons. NCBI's taxonomy places the organism in Eukaryota, Metazoa, Arthropoda, Insecta, Diptera, Drosophilidae. Gene Ontology annotation, cellular component: nucleus.
AUGUUGCAAAACAGUUGUCGCAUUUGUGCAACUGACACAGAUGCAUCGAAAUCAACAAAUCUUUUUGAGAGAAGUGCACGCAAACUGUUGCGACAGAUAAAUCUACUCACCGGCGUUGCUUUGGAAAUGAAGUCAGAUUUACCCACGCUUAUAUGCAACAAUUGUCAAAAUGAUCUGAACUGUGCCAUGGAAUUUCGCAGACGUUGCCUGCGCAAUCACAGGAGAUGGACCCAACAGUCCCAUGAGGCAUCCGAGCCGAAGCCAGCUCCCGGGUCUCCAUCCACACAUCUAAGUUACGUGCGUCGAAGUACAAGAAUCCGGAUCCAUUGUCCUAGCGAGGAUGAGGAAGUCGACGAAGCGCCCUUGAGUCCCAUGGAAGUUCUUAUCAAAGUGGAGCAUUCAGGCAAUGAUGCUGAUAGAGACGAGGGUGUCGAUCACUUGGACACGGAGACAUGUAAUAUUAAUGAUGAGACCGCCAACAUAUCCACUUUGGAUGAUGAUAAUUAUGUGCCAAUGCCAAUGAAAAGCAAGCGACGUCGACGCUUAGCUAAAUCCACCGGCUUAAAGCAGCCGCGCAUCAAGCAAAAGUUGCCGGUUUUCUUUUGCGAUCAGUGCGGCAACAACGUAACCGGCAAAUCCGCCUUCGAUAGACAUCUGCGGAAGCACAGCGGUAUUCGACCCUUUCAAUGCGAGCAGUGCCCGGCACGCUUUCUAUCUGCCGGCGAGCUGAAGGGCCAUCAAGUGAGGCAUACCGGCGAUCGAAAUUUCCCGUGUCGCUACUGCGAUCGAAGUUAUGUCAACUAUAGCGGUCGACUGCGUCACGAACGCACCCACACCAACGAACGCCCCUUUGUAUGUACGCAUUGUGGCAAGGCCUUCACCAACUCCUACAUACUCAAAAAUCACAAUCUGGUGCAUACGGGCGAACGGUUAUUUAGAUGUGAUUUAUGCGAGCGCUCGUUCUCACGACCCACUCACCUAAAGACUCACUUUCGCUCCAAUACUCAUAAACAGAAUGUGGAAAAGUCAAGUGCUCUCGAGCAGCAUCCGCAUCCAACAAAAGCGGAAGAGCUGCUUCCAGUUUUUGAAAGCGACUUGCCACAGCCUAAUAUUGAAGAACAAGCCAUGAUCCUCGUCACAGUUGAAGUGCCUUUGGAGUAGUAGCAGUUGCUGUUGUGAAUCAGCACAUGAUAUCAUAAG